AUGCAAGAAAUCCCAAAUUUUCCGCAAAAUCUGCUAGACAAAGUCAACGCAGCCCGACACAAUCCCUCAGGCGACUCCAACGCUAAAUACGUCUUUCAUGUCAUCCACCAGAACGACGACGAUGAUAUGGACGCGUUUGAAGAGAUAGACUCCGAGGAUGAGGAAAUGGAUUCCGAGGAUGACGUCGAAAGGCAAAGCACCUUCGACACUCUUGAGGAGGCCAACAACGCUGCAUUAGCUCUUUUUAGAAGCAUGUAUGUGGAUUUCUUUGGUCAAGAAGAAGAUAUGUCAAACUGGUAUGAGGAGGGAACUAGCGAUGAGAAGCUGAACGAGGUGGUAUGGGAAGUCAAUGACAAAGGCGAGGUUUCGUUGAAAGCCCACGAAACUGAGGAUGGGAUGACAUAUGAAAUUUAUGUUUCUGCUGAGAAGGUCUGA
Molecule: messenger RNA, 435 nt
Organism: Penicillium griseofulvum
Lineage: Eukaryota; Fungi; Ascomycota; Eurotiomycetes; Eurotiales; Aspergillaceae
Exons: 1
Coding region: 1-435 (144 amino acids)
Source: RefSeq, a predicted model, not a curated record